Trichomonas vaginalis G3 is the source of this 807-nucleotide messenger RNA. RefSeq lists its product as uncharacterized. NCBI's taxonomy places the organism in Eukaryota, Parabasalia, Trichomonadida, Trichomonadidae. The transcript has a single exon. Bases 1 to 807 code for a protein of 268 amino acids. The record is from RefSeq and is a predicted model, not a curated record.
AUGAAUUCUUUGGUUGUUUUCCAUAAUGCAAAAUCAUUUACCGGAAAACUCGACGGAACAGAAGUUUUCGGUGAAACAGGUAAUUAUGUAUUCAAUUUCACUGACAAAUUGGCAGAAUUUACGAUCAAACCGAAAAAUAAUGAAAAAUCUUUUGCAAACGUAUCAGUUUACAUUUAUAAUAAGGAUUCACAAUCGUAUGCGACCAGCGAUGUCAUUGUUACAGCUCCUGGCCACAUACAACACUUUGCUGUUGCAAAAGAUAAAGAUCAUCAUUUUUUCAGUACGAAUUUGACGAUAAAUAAUGGCCAAUCAUGUCAUUUCUAUGCAUUCUCGUCAUCCCAAGUUUCCACGCCCAUUUCUUCCAAAGAUCGGAAUGAUUUGAUUUCAUAUGCGAUCGAAACUUAUCCAAACUACAUCGGAAAGAACUCCACGAUGUCUCAUAUUGUUUGGAAAGCGGACUAUUUGUCGGAAAACAAUUACGUUGUUAUCCAAUCGCAACCUGACUCGAAUACGAUUUUAAUUUCAACAUCAGCGGACACAGGAGAGAUCUAUGGGUUGUUCUUAGGACUGUAUUCAUAUACACAACUGUCCGAUUCAGUUUACAAGCCAUCAAACCCACAAAAAGUUUAUAUUUACGGUACAAAGUACAAUGCGACGAUAAAUGGACCAGAAGAAGAACUCAAUGAUGGCGGAAGUGGCAGAUUAAGUCCAGGAAAAAUAGCUGGAAUAGUUGUUGGCGUUAUUUUUGUUGUUAUUGUUAUUAUUGUUGUUUUGUGCUUUGUUUUCUUAUCUGCCAAGUCAUCAUAG